Molecule: messenger RNA, 1416 nt
Organism: Aphanomyces invadans
Lineage: Eukaryota; Oomycota; Saprolegniomycetes; Saprolegniales; Verrucalvaceae
Exons: 1
Coding region: 1-1416 (471 amino acids)
Molecular function (GO): nucleic acid binding
Source: RefSeq, a predicted model, not a curated record
AUGGACCCGGCGACAAUAGCCCAAAUCAAAGCCUUAGUAGAGCUGCGCCGCAGGCGCAGCUUGACUAUGGAUGAGAAGAUGGACAUACUGUGGCUUCAAGCCACACUCCGUGAAGAACGGAGAAGCGACGUUACUGGUACCAUCUCUCGCUUACUUUUACGCUCCAACAAAACCGUAAAGGGAGUCCUUUGCGAGUUCCUCGGUAGGGGCAGUUUGUUUGAGGCCGACCCACCUUUGAACACGAAGAACCAUCCGUCGCGCGUUCCUACGUCAGCCUCGGUCCGUUCUCUUGUGAGGACGUUUAUUCGAGACCGCUGGGUCACCCGUACCAGGACUGUCGCCUGGGACGUCUUGGCGCUCCUCAUUGACCACAACGUCGUCUUCGUGGGUGCCACCCGGCCAAAUGACUACUCCGCUGGUUUUCGUGCUGUCCAAGUCUUCUUGUCGAAUGAGGGGUACGCUCGUGGGAAGCGCGCGGGGAGAACUGAGUUCAGGAUGACCAAGGCGGAUGAGAUGGCAUGGGACGCUUACUUCAGCAUGAUGGUGCCAACAGGGGUAAUGCGUCCUCGACGACCCGUGGUGCACCUUGACGAAAGUUUCAUUCAACAUCACUACACUCGUCAUGAGGACAGUCUGUACGACCCCGAGCACAGCACAACGAGGCCAAAAUACAAAGGACGCCGAUUUUGCCUUAUCGCUGGAAUCAUUGAUGAGGGACUGGACAUUUUUGUUGGUGGAAAGAAGAACGGGAAGACAGUGAAAGACUACCAUUCAAUGUUCAACCAUGCAUACUUUGUCGACUGGUUUGAGAAGCUGCUCGAUGAAGUUGAGAACCUUGGAUGGGCAUCGGCAGUCUUUGUCAUGGACAACCCCAAAUAUCACAAGGGGCGGCCGUUCGACACUCCCAAGGGCAAUUGGAAGAAGGACGAUCUCUAUCAAGAAUGUGUGAAGUUCAAGGUUCUUGGUGCGUCUUCUACUGAUCUCAAGGCGAUGAUCUGGGCAGCCUUGAAGAAGCAUAUCGAGGAGCACAUCCCACCUGUCGUUGUCGAAAUGGCACGGACUCGUGGACAUCAUGUGGUGUUCUCGGCUCCAGGGUUUUCUGACCUACAACCGAUUGAGAUGGUGUGGGCCAAUGUGAAGGGCACAGUUGGUCGAGCUUACACUUCUACAUGUACUACUACGUUUGCGGGGGUCCGCGAUCGUCUUGAUCGGGUGUUUUAUGAAUUGGACACUAAGGUAAUUUACAGUGCAGCAUUUACGGCAAAACUGCUUAUGCUGGAUAGCUCUCUUCGAGAGGCAGAAACUUUGGCGGAAGCAAGCUGUUUUAAAGACUUCGAUAGCGAAACUUCUAGUGAAGAUGACUUGUCGGCUUCAAGCGACUGCGUCGGCAUGGGUGUGAGUGAGAAUGACGAAUAG